Messenger RNA from Actinia tenebrosa (Australian red waratah sea anemone), 2952 nucleotides. RefSeq names its product importin-13. Gene Ontology annotation, cellular component: cytoplasm. Lineage: Eukaryota; Metazoa; Cnidaria; Anthozoa; Actiniaria; Actiniidae. Gene Ontology annotation, molecular function: small GTPase binding. The record is from RefSeq and is a predicted model, not a curated record. Gene Ontology annotation, biological process: protein import into nucleus.
GGUCACUUAACAAAUUGACUUGUAAAUAAGAUCACUUAUCAACAGUUUAGGGCCCAAUCAAGAAGUAAAAUGACUUAAUAGAAGGUAUUUCCUUAAAACAUGUUUCGACAAAAGCUCAAUAUCAUUUUUUCGACAAAAAACCGAGAGAAAGCAAAUCAAGAGCCCGCAGUAACAUUGAAGGUGAUAACACACAAAACAUGCGCAAAAGAGAUUUACGCAUCCAAUAUGGCGGAUGGGUUAAGAGAUUCCGACAAGAAAGGGAUUAUCAUGAAAAAUACGUGAAGAUUCAUCAGCGAUGGACAGAAGUGAGCAAGAUAUACAGACUUUGCUUUACCAGUGUGAGCAGGCUCUGCUCACUCUGUAUAACAACAAGACGUCAGAUAACAGACAACAAGCUCACCAGUGGCUACUGGACACACAGAAGUCCCAACAAGCWUGGCAGCUUUGCUGGAGAUUAAUGGCAAAGGACAAGGCAGCUGAAAUUCAGUUUUUUGGUGCUUCCAUGCUACAUUUUAAGAUUUCUAGAUAUUGGCUAGAGCUUCCAGAAGAGCAGUAUGAACCUUUGAGGUCAGAGAUAUUUAAACAAAUCCUGGCUUUUUCUGGAGGACCUAAAAUUGUCUUAACAAGGCUAUGUGUUGCAGCAUUGCGGUGCAUAACCAGCUGGGUGCAGUUUGGAAUCUCAUUGUCRGAUCUGAACGUCUUUCUUCCUGUGUUGUUUGAAGCCGUCAGCAAGCCUGAACUAUUUGAUGCAUGUGUAGAUCUGUUGGUUGAKGUUAUCAGCCAUCCUACCAGUCACAAGUACCCAAAUUCUGUAUGGAAAUUUGCUUCAAACUUGACACAACUUCACUCUUUAUUAAGAAACUCCUUGGAUUCUUCUGACAUGGAUGUAGUGUGCGGUAUUUGUAGGAUUUUAGUAUCACUUGGUGAAACACACACAAARCUUCUGCUGUUUCCUGAAUCAAAUGAAAGACAACUAGUCAGCAUGGAAAUUGUACAAGCAAUCUUGGAGUGCACGAAUGCAAAUGGAUGGUAUCCUGUAGAUGAACAAUGCAGUGAAAUGACUUUGAAUUUCUGGUACACAUUACAGGAUGAUAUAUAUUCACAAGAUGCAGCAAUACAACUACAACUACGUAGUGCUUAUGAACCAGUAUUCAAUGCAUUAUGUCAGGUUUUCCUACAAAAAGUGCAGUACCCUACAGACAGUGAAUGGAAUGGCUAUAGUUCAGAUGAAAAAGAACAAUUUCGAUAUUACAGACAAGACGUCUCAGAUACCAUGAUGUACAUAUACUGUGUAACAGGGCCACUACUGUUACAACAAUUACAUGGAACACUUUCAACAUUACUGUCUGGCGAAUCCUCCCCUACAUGGCAGUCAGUAGAAGCCACCCUUUAUCUUGUACAAGCAGUAUCAGAAAAUGUCGAACCAGAGGAAGAAGUAUUUUUGCCUGCUAUUCUCUCACUGCUUCCGAAGCUACCUUCUCAYCCUAAAGUAUCCCAGACUGCUCUAAUCAUGGUCGGGUCGUAUUCCGAAUGGUUGAACAGCCACAUAGACCAACUCAGGUCAGUGUUGCCUGUAUUGUUAAGUGGCCUGACGCARGAGCACUURGCGUCUUCUUCCACGCAAGCACUUCGAGGGAUAUGUGAAGAAUGUGUACAGGAUCUUGAGGAAGAUAUCCUACAAGAGAUUUUAUCACACUGCCAGGCAGCUCCUGUUUUAAGAGAAGUUAUGACGUCAUUAAAGUCUCUAAACUCCUGGAUUCGCGACAAUGACGUAGCUCAGGACGUUUGUCUGUGUCUUGAGCGAGCCAUCGAUACAAUAAGGGAUCACAUGGGACCUCUUGUGCCAGAAAUUGCACAGCUUAUCAUCGAAUUCUUCUCUAUGUUACCACAAAGUUGUCUUCUUGAUACAGCAACUAUGUUUGUUGGUAUGUACGGAGGCGAAGAACCACACAAGGCUACUGUAGCAUUAACAUUUCAAAGACUUUCCACGAUAAUAUUACAGCUUCUUCAAACCAACCUGCAAGAGCACCCAGAUAUACUUCAGUCCUACAUGCAGUUUGCAGCUCGAGCAAUAAGAACAAACACACAACUAGUGUUUGGAGGAGAUGGGAUGGCAACACAUAUAUUYCAAUGUGGAUUAGCAGCCAUCGCUCUCCCUGAUUCGCACUGUGUCAGAGCUGCUUGUAACUUUCUUGUAGUAUUUAUAAAUACAUAUGAAACCCAAGAAAUAACAAAACAAAUCCUUAAUGCAUAUGGCCAACAUCUAGUAGGACAAGCAAUAACGGGUAUUGGUGGUGGGGUACCUCGUCAGUGUACUGACUUCUUAGCAGAAAUCUUACUGACACUAAAUAAACGAUGCGUGGAACUCCUUUCAAAAUGGAUGCAGGCCGUCCUUGAGGUACAGGGAUUCCCUUCAACGCUGGUUACUCCAGCACAAAAACAGCAGUUUUCGAGCUCGAUUUUAAGAGGUCGAGCUCAGAAGAGUAAAGUCAAAGAAUCAGUGAAAGAAUUUUCCCUUUUAUGCCGAGGUCUUUAUGGCUUCCCUUAUACGAACACCUGACAGAGCAUGCGUGGAAUUGCGGUGAAAAUGUGACGUGAGCCGACGCUACGUAAAACUCUKGUUCGCAUAUGAAUGCGCGCACAUGGUUUUCAAAGCGUUGACGCUGUUCAGAUAAACGAAGCCUCAGAUUCURUACAUCAGUUCUUCUAACCAAAAUCAAUGUACAAAAUGCUUGGCACAGAGCUAGAACAUCGUAUUCUACUUGUGAUAAACAGAGAGGAAAUGAAAAAAAUAUAAUAAUGACUACAAAAUUAAAUUAAAAUUAAAUUCCUAUCAGCGAUUUUAUUAUCGAUUUCGUCAGACGAAAGAUUGAAAACAGGSAAGCAUUGAAUUAAAACUGUAAUGGACUGAAAAUAGUAUCUAUUUUUGUAAGUAAAAAUACUGCCAGUUAA